Pygocentrus nattereri (red-bellied piranha) is the source of this 1622-nucleotide messenger RNA. It is a transcript of the gene cldn10l2, whose product is annotated as claudin-10. Gene Ontology annotation, molecular function: structural molecule activity. Lineage: Eukaryota; Metazoa; Chordata; Actinopteri; Characiformes; Serrasalmidae. The record is from RefSeq and is a predicted model, not a curated record. Gene Ontology annotation, cellular component: plasma membrane; bicellular tight junction. Bases 145 to 954 code for a protein of 269 amino acids. Gene Ontology annotation, biological process: bicellular tight junction assembly; cell adhesion. The transcript is spliced from 5 exons.
ACACUCACCAAGCCAUGUCCUGUCAGGUUUAAACCUGUUGUUCUCAUCAGUCCACGGAGAGAAACGUUCACAGCGUAUUGUCAUAACAUUACUGGUAAAGGAGGAGAACGUCCAGAAAGUCCAGAUCACAAAUUAGACAUUACAAUGAAGAAAACUCUCAUACAAGUGAUGGGUUUCUUGAUCUCCACCACUGGUUGGUUCUUUGUGUGCUGCACACUGGCAAUGAACUACUGGAGGUUUACCUAUAUAGGUGGACAAGGAGGCUACUGGGUCAUCAAGGCAGCGUGGUACUGGACCACUCUCUGGAGGGACUGCUACACGGAUACGACAGCUGUUGACAACUGCAGGGAAUAUGACGUCCUGUGGGUAAUCAACCCCAGAAAUACGGCUGAAAGAGGCUACAUCCAGACUGUGCGAGGUUUGGUGCUGUUUGGAAUGGCACUAGGCUUUUUUGCUGCCAUAUUUUGCUUUAUUGGGAUGGACUGCACAUACAUUGGUGGCAGUGAGAGAACCAAUGAUAUAAUAUUAUUGACAGGAGCGCUUUUUCAUUUUAUUGGAGGUGUGGCUGAUGUGGCUGGUUAUUGCUUAUUCACAAUUAGAUUAGGAAGAGCAGCGUUUGCACGCAUGUCUUCAAGAGGCGUCCUGAGGUAUCAGAUAGGGCCUCCAAUAUACCUUGGUUUUGUGGGCAGCUUCUGCAUAAUCCUGGGCUCUAUUUUGUAUGUGGUGACUGUCUACAGAAUCCUCGUGCCAAAGAGGAAAGUGGACGCAUCUAUGCCGAGAAAGCCCAUGACCGCUAAAAGUUACGUUCCACUGGCCAAAAGUAAAACAUUAUACACUGAAGACCACACAGCAUCGAUUCACUCCGAUCUCUCAAGGCCCUUAAGCAAGUUAAGUGGUCAUGAGUCCAGAGUUUCUCAUAUUACAGAAAUUUCCGACAGAGAUGAUUUUGUUUGAACGUUGAAUUAUUCAUAUCCUUUCAUAACAUUGAAAAUAAUAGUGUAGCACAGUCGUCCUGCAAUCAUGGACUUUGCAUCACACUUUGUUUACAUAGCAAUGGUUUUAAUUGAUUCACUAAUAUCAUCACUUUCAGAACAAAACCUAGCAUCGCUGACAUUUCAAAAUUAUAGAAGAAUGAAAGAUCCUUCUUAACUUUAAUGUCUGGUAAUGUAAUGAGAUUUUAUUUUAAUUUUAAUUAAUAGCUUCUUUUUUAUCGGUUCAUUUAUGAAGUGUUCAUGCAAAGUAAAGGGCAACUGACAUUUUCGAAAAAGUUGUAAAAUAAAGGGAAAAAAAUCAGGACAUCAGGUUUUGAUAUGACAGUGACUAUAUUGUCAUGUAUUAUUUUGUAAAGUAGCGUAAAUAUAAUAAACAUAUCACAUCAGUGAAAUAUAUCACAGAUUGAAGAGUUCCUGAAAAUAAAUAUUGCUUUUAUUGUAUUUUAUAUUUUUAUAACUGUCCACGCAAAGUAAGCUGGACUUGAGAAAUGAUCCUGGGUGAAACAGAGUACAGAGCAAGCUAAGAGAAAGGUUCUGUUAUGUGUUCUGCAAUAACCGUUUUGUGUGUUCAUGUUUUCAACCAAUAAAGUCACUUCAUUUGCACAGUGGAAUGCACUUGCAUAACACAGA